Esox lucius (northern pike) is the source of this 729-nucleotide messenger RNA. It is a transcript of the gene fgf19, whose product is annotated as fibroblast growth factor 19. The record is from RefSeq and is a predicted model, not a curated record. The transcript has 3 exons. NCBI's taxonomy places the organism in Eukaryota, Metazoa, Chordata, Actinopteri, Esociformes, Esocidae. Gene Ontology annotation, molecular function: growth factor activity; fibroblast growth factor receptor binding. Gene Ontology annotation, cellular component: cytoplasm. Bases 21 to 629 code for a protein of 202 amino acids. Gene Ontology annotation, biological process: fibroblast growth factor receptor signaling pathway; positive regulation of protein phosphorylation; cell differentiation.
UCAAUUCAAUAGGCCUCUUGAUGGUUAAAAUAUUUUUUGCUGUUGGAGUUGUUUGUCUGCCACUGCCAGACUCAGGACCUCAUAUAGCCAAUGGAUGGGGGCAGACGGUCCGGCUCAGACAUUUGUAUGCAGCCAAACACGGGUUACACUUGCUCAUCAACAAUGAUGGCAAGGUGCAGGGAUCUCCUGAACAGAGCCCUCACAGUUUGGUGGAAAUUCGACCCGUAGACACAGGCUGUGUCGCAAUCAAAGGAGUUGCAGCCUCACAGUAUCUUUGCAUGGAAGAGAAUGGGAGACUUUACGCAUCGCAAGCCUAUAUGAAAGAUGAUUGCACCUUCAAGGAACACAUCCUCCCAGACGGCUACAAUAUUUAUGUCUCCAACCAGCACGGGACACUGGUGAGUCUGGGUGGCAGUAGGCGGAGGGUUCAGGGGCAGGACCGAGAUGCUCCUUCACUGUCCCAGUUCUUGCCAAGGAUGAGCACCUUGCCCCUGGAUAGAACCACAGAUUUGGUCUUACCAGCCCACCCAGAGCGAAGCCCUCCGACGGGUCUGGACAUGGAUGAUAUGGAUUCCUUUGGGAAACUUUCCCAGAUCCUAAUCCUAAGCCCCAGUUUCAGUAAGAGAUGAGCAACACAAAGUGCUCACAUGAUAAAGACACUAAAAAUGUAUACAUUUAACAGGUUGUCUCCAAACAUAUUAUUUAUGCCAGGCACAUGAUAUUAUACAC